ACUGUGGUCACGAUGCAGAACGUGGGGCUUCAGCAGGAAAUCUGCAGAAAAAAAAGUCAGUCUCUGUUCUGCCACCAUUCGAUUCUGAGUCUUCCAUCUCUAGACACACCAGGACACUUGCUCUCUGAGAAAGACCCCUUUCACAUAAUGGUUUUCAAAAUGAGGAACAGCUCUUGUGUAUCGGUUAACUUUGAAUUUGGACAAAGAUUUUUACCUGCUGUUUACAUCUCCGUAUUCAUCAUUGGCCUUCUAUCUAAUUGCUGGGGACUGAGAUCCCUGUGGCACAACUGGAAGAAACUGGGGAACACCAACAUUUUUAUCCUCAACCUUGGAAUUGCUGAUAUUUUGUACCUGCUCACGCUCCCGUUUCUGGUACCGUACUAUUUUCAGAGGAGUAAAUGGAUGUUUGGAGAUGUCUUCUGCAAAAUAACAAGAUUCUGCUUCAAUCUGAAUUUGUAUGGCUGCAUUGGUUUCCUUACUUGCAUAAGUGUAUACAGGUACCUGGCCAUUGUUCAUCCAAUGAGAGUAAUGGGAAGAAUUACUGGCAUUCAUUCUAUGUUUCUCACAGGAAUGGUUUGGGUAUUGGUGUGUGUCCAAAGUCUCCCGGACAUGUUCUUCACCAAAAAUUAUGCAAAGAAGUCCAAAAAAUGUUUUGAUACCACCUCUGAAUAUUACAUUGAAGAUUACUUGAAGUACAGCAUUGGAUGGACAUUCACUGGGUUUUGCAUCCCAACCCUCAUCACACUGGGCUGCUAUGGACAUAUGAUUGUUGUUCUCUACACCACAAACACUGUUGACAAGGUUCUGAAACGUAGGACCGUGAGACUGUUGUUAAUUUUGAUCAUACUCUUCUCAGUUUGUUACAUCCCCUAUCAUGUACUGAAGAAUCUCAACCUCAUGACAAGAAUUUUGGCAAAAAGGCACGAGUGUCGUGAGUGGUUUGAUGGAGUCUACAUUGCUCAUCAGAUAAGCCGCGGCCUUGUGUGCCUGAACAGUGCUAUCAACCCUCUGGUUUACCUCCACGGGAAUGAUAAUCUUCACAGUCAGAUUAGAAAACUCUUCCAGCAAGCUUAUCAGGCUGCUCGUCGACCCAAAAUGAACUCUAGUAGCGUUGGCUUAUAAGCGAAGAACACUUUUCACAACCAUUGUAACCAUUUCAUUUUUUUCUUCACGUGUAAUUGAACAACUGUGUCCUAACAUACGUAUGCAAAAAAGAACUUGGCGUUUAUGUGUCAUUUUGUUUUCACAACAAUGCAUUUCCAAUACUGCAAAAAUGUGAAAUUUUUCUAAUUAUUAAAUUAAUUUUAUUAAAUUAAUUUUAAGCAA
This is a messenger RNA of Lampris incognitus (smalleye Pacific opah), 1326 nucleotides long. RefSeq names its product P2Y purinoceptor 1. Gene Ontology annotation, cellular component: membrane. The transcript has a single exon. The record is from RefSeq and is a predicted model, not a curated record. Gene Ontology annotation, molecular function: neuropeptide receptor activity. The coding region runs from base 13 to 1122 and encodes 369 amino acids. NCBI's taxonomy places the organism in Eukaryota, Metazoa, Chordata, Actinopteri, Lampriformes, Lampridae. Gene Ontology annotation, biological process: G protein-coupled receptor signaling pathway.